Molecule: messenger RNA, 2052 nt
Organism: Chenopodium quinoa (quinoa)
Lineage: Eukaryota; Viridiplantae; Streptophyta; Magnoliopsida; Caryophyllales; Amaranthaceae
Product: zinc finger MYM-type protein 1-like
Exons: 2
Coding region: 1-2052 (683 amino acids)
Molecular function (GO): protein dimerization activity
Source: RefSeq, a predicted model, not a curated record
AUGGUAACAAAGAGGACUAUUACAUCUUAUUUUGCUCCCAAAAAAAGAGAGAGAAUUGUUGAAGAUUCAGACAAUGCUGAACCAAUUGAGGUUAGUGAUAAAGAUGAGCCAAUUGUUGAACCUAAUGUUGAUUGCACUGCUAAUGAACAACCACCUAGUGAAGAGGGUGUUGGAGUUGAUUUUUUAAUGCGUGAUCCUGAAAAACAAAAUGCUGAGGAAAUAGUUAGAAAUCGGUUACGCCUUAAGACAUCAAUAGAUGCUGUUAAGUGGUUAACAUUUCAAGCUUGUGCAUUUAGAGGACAUGAUGAGCGUUCUAGCUCGAUUAAUCAAGGGAAUUUUUUGGAGAUGUUAAAGCUUUUGGCAUCAUAUAAUAAAGAAGUUGAUUCUGUUGUUUUGGACAAUGCCCCAAAGAAUGCUAAAUACACAUCUCCACUAAGCCAAAAGGAGAUUCUACAUGUGUAUGCUAGUAAAGUGCAAAGUACUAUUCGUAAGGAAAUUGGUGAUGCUAAGUUUUGUUUGAUUGUUGAUGAAUCUAGAGAUAUUUCUAAAAGGGAACAAAUGGCUCUUGUCGUGAGAUAUGUAGAUAAAAGUGGCUUUGUGAGAGAACGCUUCUUAGACUUGGUUCGUGUUAAAGACACAACUUCCAAAACUUUGAAAAAUGAGAUUUGUGCAGCUUUAUCUCAUCAUGAUCUAAGUCUUCAAAAUGUAAGAGGCCAAGGGUAUGAUGGUGCGAGUGAUAUGCGUGGAGAGUGGAAUGGGCUACAAGCUUUAUUUAUGAAAGAGUGUCCUUAUGCCUAUAACAUUCAUUGUUUGGCUCAUCAAUUGCAGUUAGCACUUGUUGCUGCAGCAAGGGAAGUGCCUCAAAUCCAUACCUUCUUUCAACAAUUGAUUUUUGUUGUUAAUGUGGUUACAAGCUCUACUAAGCGACACGAUGAGUUACAAGCGACUCAGUUGGCAGAAAUUCAACAUCUAGUUGAAAUUGAGGGUCUUGAAACAGGAAAGGGUCUUAAUCAAAUUGGUACAUUACAACGACCUUGUGAUACAAGAUGGAGCUCACAUUACAGAUCAAUAUGUAGUUUGCUAAGAAUGUAUCGUGCUUCUCGGUCCGUUCUUGCUGACAUUGCUUCUGAGGGAACAACAUAUGCUCAAAGAGGUGAUGCUCUAAAUGGAGUCAAGUUGUUAAUGUCAUUUGAAUUUGUGUUUAACUUACAUGUGGUGAAGGGGAUUAUGGCCAUUACUGAUGGGCUUUGUCAAGCUCUACAAUUAAAGACCCAAGAUGUUGUGAAUGCAAUGCACUUAGUCUCCACUACAAAGACAUUACUUCAAAAUUUGAGAAAUGAUGGUUGGGUGAGUUUGUGGUCAAAUGUGAGACAAUUUUGUGAGAUAUAUGAUGUUGCUAUUCCUGACAUGAAUGCUCCUUAUUUUGAUGUGCUGAAAUCUAUUAGGCGACAAUCAAGACAAAAGGACAUUGUGACAAUGGAACAUCAUUACCGGGUGGAUAUAUUCUUUGCUGCCAUAGAUCGACAAUUGCAAGAAUUAAACACCAGGUUCAGUGAACGAGCUACCGAGCUUCUUAUUUUGAGUUCAGCCUUGAACCCCAUAGAUGGUUACAAAUCAUUUAAUAUUGAGCAUAUUUGCAAGCUAGCUAGAGACUUCUAUCCUAAAGACUUCUCAGAUCAAGAGAAAGAACAUUUAAGUUAUGAAUUGCAGCACUACAAGCUUGACAUUCCUAUUCAUCUUGAGUUGAAGAACUUGUCCACUCUUGGUGAUUUGUGUAGAGGAUUGGUGACUACUGAGAAAUAUAAAUUGUAUCCUCUUGUUGAUAGGUUAAUUCGCCUUGUAUUAACUCUCCCUGCAUCCACCGCAAUAACUGAGAGAGAUUUUUCAGCAAUGAAGAUUGUGAAAACAAACCUUCGAAGUAAAAUGGAAGACAAUUUUUUUAGGGACUACUUGGUGGUGUAUAUUGAAAAGGAGAUCGCAGAGACACUUAGUGAAGAUUCCAUCAUUGAUACCUUUUACAUGAUGAAAGAGAGGCGAGCACAACUCAAAUGA